GAGGAGAAGGAGGCGGCUCCAUCCCAAGGCAGCAGGAGGGGUGCGAGGUGACCGGGACAGACCCCGUCCUCUCGGCUCCCUCCCUCCAGUGUGGUGCCUGCGGACGAGGACACUGCAUGAGCAGCAGGGACAUGGCGCUGCGGCUGGUGAUGGGUGCGUGGCUGAUGCUGGUGGUGGCCCCGGUGCACUCAGCAGCCCCCCGGCACGUUGCGGUGCUGCCCGAUGCUGGGGGCAGUGGGGACGGUGAGGAGGUCUCUGCCGCGCCACCCAUCCUCUAUGUGACACCGGGGACCGGGCCGACGGCGGGGGACGUGCUGGGGACCACGGUCACCAACAGCUCGGCACCGGGCGGCGUGCUGGACAGGCUGGUGGACUUCUUCAAGGAGUACAUGCUGCUGGUGGUGGUGGUGGGCUCGCUGGCCUUCGUCCUCCUCUUCAUCAUCUGCGCCGCCGUCAUCGUCCGGCAGAAGCACAAGGCGUCCGCGUAUUACCCCUCCUCCUUCCCCAAGCAGAAGUACGUGGAUGAGCGGGACAAGGUGGGGGGACCCCGCGCUUUCAGUGAGGUGCCCGAUAAAGACCCCGGCGCUGAGGAGCAGCUCGACUGCGGGCAGCAAUUGCAGGCAGACAUCCUCGCUGCAGCCCAGAGCCUCAAAUCCCCCCCCAAGGCACCGCUGCCCAACGGGGGCCAGGGGGAGAAGAGCCCUCCCCAUAAGGAGGAAGAGGAAGGAAGCAAGAAGAUGAGCGAUGAGCAGCCCCCUCCCCAAAAUCCAUGCGCUGAGGAAGCGGCGGGUGCAACGGAGGGAGCCCCUGAUGCACCCCAGGGUGGUCCCACAGCCCCCCCUGGUAUCUAGGGCAGGGACCCGGUCCCGGGUGAUCCCGAGGAGGCGCCGGCUCGUGGGAUCCCCAUGGACACGCGAUGGACAUGGUGGUGCGUUGUUGCUCCGUAUGUACGUGGUGGCUCGAGGAAGCCCCGAUGAAGCCCCCGCUCCCCACCUGACCCCUGAGCAAAGCCCUGGGGGUCUCUGGUGCUUCUCCAUCAGCCCCAUUGCUCUGGCUGCCCAAGGGGCUUUCCCCCCCCAGCUCCAGCUCAUUCCCCUCCCUGAGCUCUCUCCUAAACGUUAUUUUAUUAACCAGCAGCAUCCUGGUGUGAGCCAGGAGCUAAUCCCUCCGGAUGGAGGCGCGGGACCAUGGCUGGGGGGGUCUGUGCAGCUCCCUCUGUACCCCCCGGGAGCAGGACAGGGGCUCACCGUGAUCCAUGGGCACCACGGGCUGGCUUUGCUGAUGGCUGUGGCCACCCUCGCCCAGCUAAAGGGAGAGGACAUCGCGGUAAGAACCCCCCCCUUGGUUUUGGUGUCCCAACGCUGCGGCCUGAGGGCAGCCCAGAGCCCAGCUGGACUUUCGCCUUGUCUCCUUAACCCCUUCAGCUAACAAUAAAGACCUUUCCUGCGCA
Molecule: messenger RNA, 1450 nt
Organism: Strigops habroptila (Kakapo)
Lineage: Eukaryota; Metazoa; Chordata; Aves; Psittaciformes; Psittacidae
Gene: TMEM119
Product: transmembrane protein 119
Exons: 2
Coding region: 117-851 (244 amino acids)
Biological process (GO): positive regulation of osteoblast differentiation; positive regulation of osteoblast proliferation; ossification
Cellular component (GO): plasma membrane
Source: RefSeq, a predicted model, not a curated record